AUGAGAAACGAUUGCAAUGCCAACACUCACGAGUAUUUUGACGGAACAACAUACAUUCUACAAGCCAAUUGUGGAAUCCCUGCCAACACUGAGAUUACCCGCCGCUUCAGUUACUCAAAUGACUAUAAAAGCCGCCGCCUUCAAUUUAUGGAAACAGAUAAGCUUGAUUGUAAGUGUAACUUAUGUAUUCGAGGAAAUCUAGGACCGAUAGGUGAUCUUCGAGAGCGCAUGCUUUCAGUUCACAUUUACAAUCACAAGCCUAGAGCCAACAAAGAGCAGCUGACCAAACAACUAACGAUCGAUAACAAAGUUGUUACUGAUCUGAGCUAUAAUGGAUUCGGCUACGAUUGCCCUGGUCUAAGAUCAGUAUAUAUGAGUAUAUUCAGCGAUCAAUUUGAUCUAGACUCCCGCACUAAAACUCUGGAUUACAAAGAGUCCUUGAGACUUCUUCUCACUGUCUACUACUUCAUUGAUCAAGUUGCAUGCCCGGCACCAUCACCGGAAGAGCGCAUCAAAGUUCUGUAUUUCCUCAUAGUUAUCGCCUCAAGUACAAAAGACUCCCGAUUCAAGGUUAGCAAUAUCGUCCUCACAAUGCGCAAAUUUAUCUAUCAUUGGCGUUUGCAGCUCGCUCACUACUCCGAACAAUUGGGUGGCCCCAAUACCAAAAUUGCUAUAUUUCAUCGAAGUGCUUUUAAGAAAGAUUUAGAGGCUGGGUAUAUACCUGUUUCUAAAGACAAAGAUGCUCUCGUGAAGGAUUUGAAUGGUUGGUUCAAAUUGCUUGAUCUUGAUGAGAUAACAUCCGAGCAGAUUUUUCGUACCCAAAGGAGCUACAGAAUAUACAGGGAAAUCAUAUCGUGA
Botrytis cinerea B05.10 is the source of this 858-nucleotide messenger RNA. RefSeq lists its product as hypothetical. The transcript has a single exon. Lineage: Eukaryota; Fungi; Ascomycota; Leotiomycetes; Helotiales; Sclerotiniaceae. The record is from RefSeq and is a predicted model, not a curated record. Bases 1 to 858 code for a protein of 285 amino acids.